AUGAUGGAGAACAUUCACUCCGAGACCUACUACGAGCCUAAAGAAUACGCGAGAAGACGAUACCAGGUAAACGAUCGCAAGAAGAUGAACAAGAUAACAAUAACGCUCACACCAAGGCCCACGCAUAAACAUUGUUGGAAGGGUGCGGGAGUGCAGGGAACAGAUGGAUAUACGGAGAGGCGGCAUGUCGCAUUUACGAGCUGCGAUAGGGUCAUGAGGGAUGGGAGAAGCGCAUCGUCGAUGUGUUGA
This is a messenger RNA of Laccaria bicolor S238N-H82, 249 nucleotides long. RefSeq lists its product as uncharacterized. NCBI's taxonomy places the organism in Eukaryota, Fungi, Basidiomycota, Agaricomycetes, Agaricales, Hydnangiaceae. The transcript is spliced from 2 exons. The record is from RefSeq and is a predicted model, not a curated record. The coding region runs from base 1 to 249 and encodes 82 amino acids.